Molecule: messenger RNA, 501 nt
Organism: Photinus pyralis (common eastern firefly)
Lineage: Eukaryota; Metazoa; Arthropoda; Insecta; Coleoptera; Lampyridae
Product: Sjoegren syndrome nuclear autoantigen 1 homolog
Exons: 3
Coding region: 91-444 (117 amino acids)
Cellular component (GO): centrosome; ciliary basal body
Source: RefSeq, a predicted model, not a curated record
GUUUGUACUGAGCGCUAAACCAUGGCAAUAACCAAAGUAAAAUACAAACAUUUCAGCAAUUCAAGAUCUUUUUAAAAUUCAAAAUCUUAAAUGUCCGAACACGGUGCCACAUUACAAACUUACAACCAAGAGCUAGUAAAAUGUUUAGAGCAACUCAAAAUAAGGCGUAACGAAUUACAAGAUGUGAUCCAUCAGGAGGAAACGGACAAAUCGAUACUAGAAAGAAAUUUGAAGACGCUGCAAGAAAAAUUAAGUAAACUAAACAGUAAUCUCGCACAGCAUCAAAAGUUACGUGACAGUUACGAUCAGACAAUCAAGGAUACAGAAUUAGGUUUUAAGAAAAUACUCGAAAGUUCGCAAACACUUUUAAAUUUAGCAUUACACGAAGCAAAUAAGCUGGGAACGGUAAACAACAACGCCAACCACCACAAGACUGAGGGAUGAUAAUAAUAACAAAUCGAAUUUGUAUUUUCAUGUAUUAUUAAACUACAUUACGCAUUA